AUGACUGGUGCAAAUAGCUCCUUGUCAGUCGAGUUUGUGCUCACAGGAUUCUCAGAUCACCCAGAGCUGAAGACCCUGCUGUUUGUCGUGUUCUUUGCCAUCUAUCUGAUCACCAUGGUGGGCAACCUUGGUCUGGUGGCCUUGAUUUACGUGGAACGUCAACUCCACACUCCAAUGUACAUCUUUCUUUGCAACCUGGCCCUGAUGGAUUCCUGCUGUUCCUGUGCCAUCACACCUAAGAUGUUAGAGAACUUGUUUUCUAAGGACAAAAUGAUUUCCUUCUAUGAGUGCAUGGCACAGUUUUAUUUUCUCUGCCUUGCUGAGACUGCUGACUGCUUCCUGCUGGCAGCAAUGGCCUAUGACCGCUAUGUGGCCAUCUGCAGCCCUCUGCACUACCACACCAGGAUGUCCAAGACAUUGUGCAUUCAGAUGACCGUCGGAACCUUCAUAGCUAGUGCUCUGCAUUCUAUGAUUCAUGUAGGGUUUUUAUUAAGGCUAAGUUUCUGCAGGUCUAAUCAAAUUGACCACUUUUUUUGUGAUAUUCUUCCACUGUAUAGACUCUCCUGUACUGACCCUUUUAUCAACGAACUAAUGAUAUAUAUUUUUUCAAUGCCAAUUCAAAUCUUCACUAUUGCCACUGUCUUGGUAUCUUAUUUCUGUAUUCUUUUUACUAUUUGCAAAAUGAAAUCCAAGGAAGGGAGAGGUAAAGCAUUUUCUACUUGCGCGUCCCAUUUUUUCUCUGUCUCAAUAUUCUACAUUUGCCUUCUUAUGUAUAUUCGGCCAUUUGAAGAAGGAGAUAAAGACAUACCAGUUGCAAUAUUUUACACAAUCAUAGUUCCUUUAUUAAAUCCUUUUAUCUAUAGCCUGAGAAAUAAGGAAGUGAUAAAUGUUCUGAAAAGAAUUCUGAACGCUUACAAAAUUCUUAAGCAAAUGUCACCCUCUACAGCAAACUGA
Messenger RNA from Ochotona princeps (American pika), 954 nucleotides. RefSeq names its product olfactory receptor Olfr180. Gene Ontology annotation, biological process: sensory perception of smell; G protein-coupled receptor signaling pathway. Gene Ontology annotation, molecular function: olfactory receptor activity; odorant binding; G protein-coupled receptor activity. Gene Ontology annotation, cellular component: membrane. The record is from RefSeq and is a predicted model, not a curated record. The transcript has a single exon. The coding region runs from base 1 to 954 and encodes 317 amino acids. Lineage: Eukaryota; Metazoa; Chordata; Mammalia; Lagomorpha; Ochotonidae.